Molecule: messenger RNA, 2127 nt
Organism: Cryptomeria japonica (Japanese cedar)
Lineage: Eukaryota; Viridiplantae; Streptophyta; Pinopsida; Cupressales; Cupressaceae
Product: ATP-dependent RNA helicase SUV3, mitochondrial-like
Exons: 1
Coding region: 1-2127 (708 amino acids)
Biological process (GO): mitochondrial RNA 3'-end processing; RNA catabolic process
Cellular component (GO): mitochondrial degradosome
Molecular function (GO): RNA helicase activity
Source: RefSeq, a predicted model, not a curated record
AUGGAGGAGGAUUAUUAUUGUUGUAUAAAAGAGGCUGAUAUUGAAAGAUACAGUCAAGAUAUUUGGAAUGCAUUGCUUGAUAUCUACGAUGGAUAUGCCAAUCUUAAAACCACCAUAACAAUGCUGUGUCCCAAGUGUGCUAAACCUGACCCAUCUUCUCAACAGCUUCAUAGUCUUUGUACUCAAUGUUGUCUGGAAUGGUCGAUUCAGGAGCUAAUCCAAGAUCUCGAAAUCAGCGAGUCCUGGAAAAUAGUUAAGUGGAGAUUAGACGUGAUUUUGGAAGAUAUUAAGAAGUUCCAUAUGCCUUUGAAGAAUUCACUGGAAUAUACAGACAUAAAAAAAUUCAAGAACCUGAAGUGGGCUGAAGGAGAUCCCGUUAACGUUUGGAUGCAAUUAGACUACAUGAGUUUCUUGAAAAAUUACUGUCCUGCAGCCUUAAUGGAUAUCAUUCUAAACUUCUGGCGAGGUAUUUUCCUUAAAAAUGUGUUUGUAAAGUACAUGAACUGUGAUAGAGUACACCAGGAGCCCAAAAGGCUAUUGAGCUUGUGCGGCCCUCUGCAAUGGUAUCCAAGGAAAAACACAGACUUCAGGCGUAAAAUUACUUUUCAUUUUGGCCCAACAAAUAGUGGGACAACUUUUGAGGCUUUUAAAAGUUUCAAGGCAGAAGGAAAAUCUGCAAUUUAUUGUGCCCCAUUGAGCCUUCUUGCAAUACAAGUUUACCAAGAUGUGAAUAAACAAGGAAUCCUAUGUGACCUUAUAACUGGGGAGGACGUUAAACAUUAUCCAGGCUCUGUAAAAUGGUGUUGCAGUGUGGAAAAGGUGGAUCUGAGUAAAAAGUGGGAUGUGGGUGUGAUUGAUGAGAUUCAGAUGAUUGGAGAUGAUCUCAGAGGUGGGGCCUGGACAAGAGCAUUCUUUGGGCUAAAUGCUGAUGAAAUCCACUUGUGUGGAGAGAACAGCGUGGUGGAACUCAUUCAAGAUCUUUGUGAGUUAACAGGGGACAGAUUGACAAUGGUCAAACACAACAGGAGAACCCAAUUGGUUGUGGAAAAAGAGGCCCUAGUUCUUGGAAAAAGUAAAAUUGAAUCAGGGGACUGCUUUGUUGGAUUUUCAGAGCGUAAACUGAGAGAAAUCAAAAAAACAAUUUUGCAGCAUCAGUCUUUUGUGAAAUGUACUCUGUUAUACGGAAGCCUCCCACCAGAACUCAUCCUUGAAGAAGCUGAAAAUUUCUUGAAAGAUACUGAGACCCAAAAGACCGUGUUGUUAGCCACUGAUGCCAUUGUUUUGGGCCUCAAUCUUCCACUAAGACGAGUGAUUUUCACAGAGACAAAAAAAUAUGACCCAAGAAUCAACUCCCACAAAUCUUCCAGUCCUGUGAACAAACACUUAAUUAAUCAGAUUGCUGGAAGAGCUGGUAGAGGCAGUGAAAUUGGGUAUUGUACAGCUACAGAUUCUAAGAGCCUGGAAUACCUUACGAGUUGUCUUGAAGCUCUCACUGAACCCAUCAAGCUGGCUGUUUUAGAUUUGGAUCCAACAAUACUGCCCAUUCUCGAGCAUCGUUGGAGAAAGCUAGGGCAAUUUCGGGAUUCGAAUUUUGUUCGUUAUAUUAAGCUAUGUAUGGGUUUCAGAAAGCUGGGGUUGGGGAAAGCUGGGGUUGGCAACAGUUGUGAUAAAGUUUUGUUUCGCUUCACGAAAUUUCCAACUGAAUUCUGGAAUCUGGCCAAUCAAAUUGCAGUCAAAGAUCUGAUGCCACGGAUAACCCUUUCUGACUUCUUGAAGCUCUGCAACUGCCCUUGUGAAGACCCACUUGUAGUUGUUUCUUGGAUGACCAACAUGUUUUCCACAUUUACAGAAUGUCCCUUCAAUUAUCUCAAUGGUGCCUUCGACUAUAAUAUGAAUGAGCAUACUUUUGAAGGCGUAUAUAGUCUGGUAAGGGCUUAUAAGUAUCUCUAUACCCAGUUUCCCCAACAACGAUCUCUAAUGAUUCAUUAUGAUCGACUACCUGAACUAGAGUUGCAGAUUAAGAGAAUCAUCCGACAGAGAGAAAAGAAAGAGGAAGAAUACUGGUUACGCUAUCCUUUGAAUUCAGAGUAUAAGAAGGAGCGAGCUAUAAUCAACAUAGUGGAAUGA